CAUUUCGACGAAAUUGAGACAGAUUGAGACAUAUUUUGGUGUUACUGUUUGACAGUCAGAUUAUGCUUUUUAUGAAAAAUGUGUUUGGGCUCCUCGUACCGUGUGAAAUGACGUUGUCAAGAUGUUUUUCAGUGUCCUGUGCGUUCUAGUUGUCAUCCAAGUACUGUCUGUGGCGCCGCCAGCACCACCAGAGAACAUCCAUGUUGAUGAGUGGCUGCUGAGAUGGACUCCUGCCACUGACGGAGACGUCACCUACACUGUCAAGUACAGCAGCUUUGACAAGGGUCCGUGGACAAAUUUACCAGCCUGCACCCAAAUAUCCAUCAAUUCCUGUCAUGUCAUUUCCACCAAGGCUCAGGGCAUUCAUGGCUGUGUUAUGCUGCGUGUGCAAGCAGAAAGACAUGGGCUGACCUCAACACCAGUCGAAGCCUGCAGCAGACGUGGUGACUCCUGCACCCCUGACUUCAGUCUGACUGCACGGCCUGGCACCCUGACUGUAAAUCUGAGUAGGAACCACAGUUUGGCUCUGGAUCAUGCUGACCAUGUAGGACACAGAGUUUACUAUGGCAUGGAAGGAGAGCCCCUGCAGGACUAUGAAGAUACUGCAGCCUCUGUGACCAUCAGUGAGCUGCAGGAGGGACAGCGUUACUGUACUAAGGUGCAGUACACUUAUCAUGACAAGCCUGUCGGAGUGCCCUCCUGUACCCAGUGUGAGCUCAUCCCUGAGUCAAGAAAGAACCCAAAGGCCACAGAAAUCCUAGCAGCUGUGGUGCCUGUUGUUGUCCUGCUCAUUCUCAUACCUGUGAUUGCAUACGUCCUCAUAUUCCAACAGCGGAGAAUCAAACAGUGGCUGCAACCUCCAUACCAGAUCCCACCUGACUUCUUCCUUGAGCCAUUACCUGAGCAUCACCUUUGCAUCCCGACCAGCGGCCCCCCCGAGGAGCACUGGGACGUCAUUUCUUCCUUUUCUCAACAAGAGUUUAGAGACUAACUCCACCUGCGUCUGCACUCCACCUCCUCUUUGUGGCCUUCUUCUUAUGCUGUGUUGGUCUCAGACCUGAGAGUUGAACUGUUUCAAACUGCUGACCCGACUCUCCCACAUUAACAAAGGUCUGCUUCUCCCUGAAGCCAGACUUCCUGCUGAGGAGGAUUUAGUCUCAGGAGAAGUGUUGGCUUCAUUUAAGUUGAAAGUGAAUUAAGUCUGAUUUGAUCUAGAUUGAGCUUUGACUCUGGAAGAGAAAAUUAAGUAAUACAAAGACUGAACCACUCUCCAGACCACUCGGAAUGGUGAGCUCCAGACUGUUAUUAUACCCAGUCUCAUUUUAUUAUGGCUGCAGGAAUUCUGGGAAAAUUACAGUUACAGCAAAUGUAAAAAAUAUUCACUGUGGUCCAACGUUUCACAGAAAAGUGUGUGUGCCAAAUGGAGCAAAAUUACUAAAUAAAGAAUAUGCUUUGUA
This is a messenger RNA of Centropristis striata (black sea bass), 1457 nucleotides long. Its product is annotated as interferon alpha/beta receptor 1-like. The transcript has 7 exons. The record is from RefSeq and is a predicted model, not a curated record. Lineage: Eukaryota; Metazoa; Chordata; Actinopteri; Perciformes; Serranidae. Gene Ontology annotation, molecular function: protein binding. Bases 122 to 991 code for a protein of 289 amino acids.